CUCGGAUCACGAAACAGCGGGCCGAUUCUGAAUUGUCGUCAGCCAUCAUGCAUCAUGAAAUCGUCGCGCUGGAGCGCAUCCACCAACCCCUGCCGUCGCAAUUCACUUUCCCCCCACCAACAACGUACAACCUCAUCGCGUACGACCGCCCUGAGCCCGAAAAACUUCGCGAAAGGGUUAAAGAUGCUACGAUCAUCAUCGUCACGACGAUGAGAAUCUCCGCUGCACUUCUUGCGGAAGAUGUAACCCCAAAGCUCCGCCUCAUCGCCGUCAUGGCGGCGGGCACCGACCCCAUCGACCUCGGAGCCUGCAAAAAGAGAGGGAUAAGAGUGACAAAUUGCCCUGCAGCGAAUCUCGAUUCCGUCAGCGAGCAUGCGAUUGGUCUCUACUUUGCGACCAGGCGUAGGACGGUGAUGCUGGAUGCAUUGACGAGGAAGGUGCCAAGUGAAUGGAUAGAGAAGAAGAGUCUGAGCGGUUAUUUGCGGUUUGCGGAUGGGAGACCGCCGCUGAGCUGUGGGGAUGAGGUUAUGGGGGUGGUUGGCUAUGGGGCAUUAGGGAAACGUAUCGCAAAGGUUGGCCGCGCGCUGGGAAUGCAAAUCCUUGUCGCAGCGCGCAAAUCUCCAGCAUCGACACCGGUCCUGCCUCCCAUUGGUGGCCAUGAGAAUCGCGUGCCGUUCGAAGACGUCCUGCGCAAAAGCACUGUGCUCGUCCUCUCCCUCCCUCGAAGCCCUGAAACAAUGAACCUUAUAUCAACCCCCGAAUUUGCCAUCAUGUCACCCUACGCCGUUAUAGUAAACAUCUCUCGAGGAGGCAUAGUCGAUGAAGCCGCACUCGUAAAUGCUGCAAAGGAAGGCCGGAUAGCUGGCUACGGCACCGAUGUCUUCUUGAAGGAGCCCUUGGAAGGAGAAAAGGACAGUCCACUCUUGAGUGAGGAGGCAAAGGGUUUGAAUAUUAUCGUCACCCCGCAUCUAGCGUGGUUUGCAGAGCGGACAAUGACGAAUCUAGGGCAAAUAUUAAAGGACACAGUGGAGGCGUGGGCCGACAACAGAGCUAUAAACGUGAUUGUAUAA
Molecule: messenger RNA, 1070 nt
Organism: Lindgomyces ingoldianus
Lineage: Eukaryota; Fungi; Ascomycota; Dothideomycetes; Pleosporales; Lindgomycetaceae
Exons: 2
Coding region: 48-1070 (340 amino acids)
Molecular function (GO): NAD binding; oxidoreductase activity, acting on the CH-OH group of donors, NAD or NADP as acceptor
Source: RefSeq, a predicted model, not a curated record